CGCAGUAGCAACGGUUUUAUAGUAUGACGCAGGCCAGUGGUCGUUGAGAGCAAAAUUCAAAUACAGUUUUACUAUAAACUGUUUCGAUAAAAAAAAUCUAUUUAAAUGACAAAAGCAGAAUUUGUGUGCCAGACGGUUUUAGUCGAAAGUUUACAAAACGCUACAACUUCGAAGCAAACGCAAGUCAAAGUGAAAAGAAAACCGUUAGAAAACGCAUGUAGAGACACACGCUGAAUGCGCGCACCCCAGUGAAGUACAAUUUCUUGACUUAUUUGGUUCUGAAAAUCCGCAAAGCUGAAGAUAAAAACUACGCCCAGUAAUCCCUCCGCCGCCGCCACCGCCGCUGCCGCCCUCGCUUCGAAUAAUAUUGCGCCAUUACAACAACAUACAGGAAGAGCUCAUAACGGUGCAGAUAGCUACCACCUACCGACGCAGACGCAGCCACCGUCACUGGCUUUACCCAACAACACCAACGUGGCUGCCGUUGGUUGUCUUCGGUCCAUUUCUUCCGCCACCGUUUAUCCGAACGCCGCCAAAAUUGCUCCUUACCAAAGACGCAUGCAUUUGCCGAGCGCAUCGGCUGCAGUCUACAGCGGCGGCUCAACGUCUGGCGGACUCGUCGGCCUCGGCAGUGGAGGUGGCGGUGGCGGCGGCGUUGGUAUUGGCGUUGGUAUCGACGAUGCCGUCGGGCAUAAUGUGUGCAGUCUGAUUGGCAAUGGCGCCGCCGCUAUGGCCACAUCGUGCACCUCGCCAAUGCGUUGGUGUGAAGGCGCCUCAGUGCCGCAACCGUUACCACCUAGUAAUGCGAGCAUUGGCAGUAGUUCACCCAUUGGUGGCGCUAGCAAUGGCACGGUGCAUAGUAGUAAUAGUAAUACGAAUAGUAGCAGUAAUAAUAAUAAUAAUGCUAACAACAAUAACAAUCACAGUAGUGGUGGCAACAAUGUUGGCUGUCAGGAUCUGUGGUGGACGGAGCGCAUGGUGGAGAUGGCACACGAGAAGUUUCCCAACGAAUUAGUACGCACCAGCAAUCCAUAUUUCUUAUGCUCCAAGCUGCCACCACACUGGCGUGCCAACAAAACGCUGCCCAGCUCCUUCAAAGUGGUGGCACUCGUGGAGGUCGGCGACGGCACGACGGUGACGAUACGGGCCGGCAACGAUGAGAACUGCAGUGCGGAGCUGAAGAACUGCCAGGCGACGAUGAAGGAGCAUGUGGCCAAGUUUAAUGAUCUGCGCUUUGUGGGACGCAGCGGCAGAGGUAAAAGCUUUACGCUUACCAUCACCGUACAUACGAGUCCAAUACAGGUGGCCACCUAUGCCAAAGCUAUAAAAGUCACCGUUGAUGGUCCGCGUGAACCGCGCUCCAAGACAAGUCCCACCAGUGGUCUUCAAUUUCGCCCAGUAGGCAUCUACGAUUCGCCCUACCCGACGCCUUUGCGUGACUUCGAACCGCGUCGUCCCAUGCGCCAACCGCCGGCUGUGUCUUCCAGUACCAAUGCCCUGCAGCAAAUAGCCAAUCACUCAUCGCCCAAUAGCAGUCGGACAAUAAAUAACGAAAUAUAUAAACCAAAUGCGGCAGAGAUAUCAGAAGCCAAUGCACUGAUGGGCGCCGCAGAUUGGACAACCGGUUAUCCGUCGUACAAUACAAGUGCCUAUACGCCCUAUCGAACCCACAACCCUUACCAAUAUCCGCAUCACACACCGAGCGCUGGCGCGCCCUCCAAUCUGCCACACUGUGGCUACGAUCCUAGCGUACCGACGACACUGACCACCGAUCAUAGUCUUGCGGUACCCGGUAUGCUAACGGACAUGACCUCUUUAUGUGAUUAUCCACAUAGCGGCAUGGCAGCACCCACUGGCACCUACAUGCCGCAUGCGCAAGCACCCAUCUGCAGCCCCAACCACUACGACGCUGGCAAAGCGGAGCUGGAAACUUUGAACAACACCUACCCCUCAUACAAUAAUUUUGCCAACGGCUACAACAAUUACAAUUAUAGCAGUUGUGCCGCUCAAGGUGGCGGUUACCCAGGGCAAGCAGCACCCACCAUGGUGCUCUGUCCGAAAUUCUACUCACACACAGUCAAUCAGAAUGAGAUUCAUGUGCAUGUGCACGACAACUCGUUGAUCAGCUCGCUCACAGGGUACCGAUCGAGCAUAGAGAUCGGCAUUGGUACAUCGGAUCAUGAAGCUUUGAGUGCACAAGGAUCGGCGCAAGCAUUACAUGAUGCCCAAAUGGGUGGUGGCAGUGGCGGCGGUGACGGCGGUGUGGUCACAGCGGCGGACGUUAACAGCGCAGCGGCGAUCACGAGCAGCGAACACAACCUCCAACAGCAACAACAACAGCAUGACGCGCAGUCGCAGGUGCAGCAGCAACAACAACAAACACAUUUGGAUGUACCGCAGGGUGACGCGGCAGGAACGGGCGAGCAGCACAGCGGCGGUCGCAACGUGGAUGUGGGCGAUUUGGGCAACGUCUGGCGUCCGUAUUGACCGGGCGGUGGUGGUGCAACCACAAAGUCUUACAUACUUGCACAUUGAACUGACUUGAAAACUGAAAUUUGGAAACAAAAACCCAAGGAUACAAUAUUUUUUUUUAAUUGUAGAUAAG
Molecule: messenger RNA, 2605 nt
Organism: Bactrocera latifrons
Lineage: Eukaryota; Metazoa; Arthropoda; Insecta; Diptera; Tephritidae
Product: protein lozenge
Exons: 6
Coding region: 559-2487 (642 amino acids)
Biological process (GO): regulation of DNA-templated transcription
Cellular component (GO): nucleus
Molecular function (GO): DNA-binding transcription factor activity, RNA polymerase II-specific; ATP binding; RNA polymerase II cis-regulatory region sequence-specific DNA binding
Source: RefSeq, a predicted model, not a curated record